UUGUUGUUCGCGCGCCCUUCCUCUCAGUCAAAACCAAGACCACAUUCAUUCAUCUCCAAACCCCCCACCACCACCACCACCGCGGCCGCCGCCACAGCCACACUCAUGAUCGCGUCUUACCCUGCUCCGUCACCCACCUUCCUCCUCCCACAGUCGCCGCCGCCACCAACGGCUGAUUCAAAUUCCAAACUCCCCAUUGAUUUCAGCCCUCCCUUGAUAGCCAUAAUCAUCAUCAUCGCCACCGCCUUCGUUAUCGUCACCUACUCUCGCCACAUCUCCCGUUACCUCAUUAACCUCCGCCGCCGCUGGCGUCGUCGUCGGCGGCGGCGGCGCUUCCUCCGAUCCUACGCCCCGUCCUCUGCCGGCGACAUCGAGUCUCCUCCUUACAACGCCUCGUCCUUCGACCCGACCGACGCCUUCCACGUCUUCUCUCCCUUCGGACUCGACGACUCCGUCAUCAAAACAAUCCCUCUCUCAAUCCACACCAGGAAGAGCAGCGUUCACGACUGUGCCGUUUGUCUUCUCGAGUUCGAAGACAACGACUACGUCCGUACGCUUCCGGUUUGUUACCACGCGUUUCACGUUGAUUGCAUCGACAUAUGGCUCAAAUCGCACGCGAAUUGUCCUCUCUGCCGCGCCGGAAUAUUCCGCCCCGAAUCUCCUUUCGUGCCGGUGAUGGCCGCCAGAAUCAGACCUAGCCUCGACGACGUGAUCGUCGAGAGCACAUUUCUGGAGACAUUGGAGGAAGUUCCGCCGGAAUCUGAAACCACGGUGGGAGAGAUCACGCAGGAGCCUUCGCCGAGAUUGAAUCAAUCAGAGGAUCAAUUCGGCGGUCGUGAUUUCAUGUUAAAACGGUCCUACUCGUUCGGAUUCGAACGGAAUUUAGGGUCGGAGAGAUUAGUUCUGGAGGCGGCGACGGCGUCACCGUGGAAGUACCGCCGGGGAGGAAGCUUCUGGAGCAAAAGGCCCUCUCCAUUUAGUUCACUGACGAAACCAAGAGUCUUUUCAUUCCGACACUACAGAGGGAUGAAAUCGCCAUUUUUCAGGCGGCGAAGUGGAGGAGGACUGUUUCCAAUGUCGGAGUCAAGCGUGAUCAGGUACGCCGGCGGAGGAGGGAGCUCGUCGCGGCGGAGCAAGUCGUUUGCGAGCCCGAUGUUCAUGAGAUCGGCGGUUGGGCAGUUCUCAUCGAGCAGGCUGAGGAGCGGUGAUCCGGAGGCGUUGCUGUCGCCGGAGAGAUUUAACAGGCGCUGAUAGACCAUCUGAGGUUGGAACGGACAGUGGAAAAAAGUUGGAUGAGGGGCGGCGGCGGCGGUGGUGGUGGUGGGGGAUGGGGUCGGGUGCUUUAAUGGAGGGUAUCAUGCUUGAAAUUAAUGGGGGAAUUCAGUGGCUAAUUUUUGUAAGGCGGUCAUUGAAUUGUGGUUGGUGGUGAUGAGAGUUGGGAAAGGGCAUUGAAUGAAUGAAACGUUGAAGGAAAGUGAUAGCCUGAUGGAGAGUCAACACAGUACCCCAUCCCUCUGUCUCUUCUUUGUAUCUCUUUAUAGAAGCAGUAACACUUAUUUUUGCAGAUGUGAGAUACUUUUUUUCGUCAAUUUGUAAUUUAAAAGUAAGAACUGCAUAAUAUUACUUUAAAAAUUUUGUGGUUACAUAUAUUACUAUGAGAAUGUAUAAAUUAUUUAUAAUUUUA
Messenger RNA from Camellia sinensis, 1684 nucleotides. Its product is annotated as RING-H2 finger protein ATL65. The record is from RefSeq and is a predicted model, not a curated record. Gene Ontology annotation, molecular function: transferase activity. Gene Ontology annotation, biological process: protein ubiquitination. NCBI's taxonomy places the organism in Eukaryota, Viridiplantae, Streptophyta, Magnoliopsida, Ericales, Theaceae.